UAUUCGGCCGCGGAUCUUUCCUGAUAAUUCCCAAGCCACUCCUCGUCUUCUUCUUCUUUCCUCUGAUCUGCAGCCUGUGCCCAACUUUCCCUGCUCUUAACUUAUGGCUACAAUCACUAAUUUCUUAUCUAAUCCUCCUUCUUCUCUUCUACCCUCCACUAAUAAGUUAAUUUCUCUUUCCCCUCGCACCUCUCACUUUGUUUUUGGUAAAACCAUUCGUCCUGCAACAAGGCUAGAAACAAACAGAUCAGCCCAGUUUAUUACAAAGGCCACAGCUGCACCUGGAACGAAGAAAUCUGCGCCGAGUGAUGAGAGGGUGCAGAAAGUUCACAGCAUAGAAGAAUUUGACGAAGCUUUGAGAAUGGCGAAAAACAAGCUGGUUGUGGUGGAGUACGCCGCUAGCCACAGUUACCACAGCAGCCAAAUCUACCCUUUCAUGGUGGAACUUAGCAGGACUUGCAGCGACGUGGAGUUUCUUCUGGUGAUGGGCGACGAGUCAGAGAAAACAAGAGAACUGUGCGCACGGGAGAAAAUUGAGCAAGUCCCCCACUUCAGCUUCUACAAGAGCAUGGAGAAAAUCCACGAAGAAGAAGGUAUCGGACCAGAUCAGCUGUUCGGCGAUGUGCUGUACUACGGUGACAACCAUUCUGAGGUAGUGCAGCUACACAACAAGGAGGGUGUGGAGAAGUUGAUUGAAGAUCACAAGGCUGACCACAAGCUGAUUGUUCUGGAUGUGGGGUUGAAGCAUUGUGGGCCAUGCGUGAAGGUGUAUCCGACGGUGGUAAAACUGUCUAGGCAGAUGGACACGGUGGUGUUCGCGAGAAUGAACGGUGAUGAGAACGCUAGCUGCAUGCAGUUCUUGAAGGAUAUGGAUGUGGUGGAAGUGCCGACGUUUUUGUUCAUCAGGGAUGGUGAGAUAUGCGGGAGGUAUGUCGGGUCUGGCAAGGGUGAGCUUAUUGGGGAGAUUCUUAGGUACCAAGGUGUUCGUGUAACUUAAGAUUAAACAUAUGUAUUUUCUGGUUUUGAAACAAAAUGAAACUGAGAUACACAGACACUGGCUAAUUAUGAUGAUUAGGAUAAUUCAUAAAUGUCCUGAUCAACUUAUGGAAGGACUUUGGUCCCAAUUAUCUUUAGUAUUCAUCAUCUUUUGUACUUUCACGGCGGUGUCAAAGUAAUUAUAAUGCUGGUAUUAAUAAAACUUACAAGUUAAGUUGUCUU
Molecule: messenger RNA, 1218 nt
Organism: Carica papaya (papaya)
Lineage: Eukaryota; Viridiplantae; Streptophyta; Magnoliopsida; Brassicales; Caricaceae
Gene: CDSP32
Product: chloroplastic drought-induced stress protein of 32 kD
Molecular function (GO): oxidoreductase activity, acting on a sulfur group of donors, disulfide as acceptor
Source: RefSeq, a predicted model, not a curated record